Molecule: messenger RNA, 1152 nt
Organism: Nicotiana tabacum (common tobacco)
Lineage: Eukaryota; Viridiplantae; Streptophyta; Magnoliopsida; Solanales; Solanaceae
Source: RefSeq, a predicted model, not a curated record
CUGCGCAAACAAUAUCCGAAUUUACACGUCUACACAUAUGGUGCUCUCCCAUGUGUGGGUCUGGUGGUAGCAGAUGCUUGUUCAGAAUUCAUUACCAGCAUUGUAAACAAUGAUGAAUUUUCAGCUCGCCUUUCAGUAGCAUCAAUUAUGAGACUUCAAGCAGCUGCACUUAGGGCACUAUCAGAAGAUGGCACUGUUGAUAUUACAACAAUUUUUAAACUUGCUCAUCACUUUACUUCACUGAGUGUCUGUCAGCAAAGCAUGAAUGAUGGAGAAUCGUCAGUGAAUUCUUUGACAGCAAUGUCAAAUUGUACGAACAAAAUCAACCAUAGCCAGCAUGAAAAUGGAUUAGCAAAGCACGAACCAGGAUCCUCUUUUUUGCAUGACAUAGAUACAGAUUUUAGCUCUGAUGAUAAAAUCGGUUCAACUGAUUCAUCAAAUCGUUUCAACAGUCCUUUUAAUUGUUCUACUUCUGAUUCGAGUCCAUUUGGUGAUCCUUUAGCCGAGUUUAUGGAGGCUGUUCCAUCUUCUGAACAUAAGUCAUCAUUGAAUAUCCCAGAGUUAUUUUUACCUGGUCUUGUUAUCCAUAUUGUGCCACAGAAGGACGGCCUUCAGAAACCAUUGUGGAAACGCUGGAGAACUUGGGAGAGAAGCUGCAGGUAUAGGGCCUAUGUAGCAAAAAGAGAAGCAUUCAAAGAUAUAAUAGUAUCGCCAUACAUGUUCCUGGACCAUCUACCUUGGAGAUGUCAGAAUGCACUGGAAAAUAUACUGAAGACCGGAAACGUUCAAACUCCAGAUGAUGCAUCUGAAAUUGUGUGAUUGCCGACAGUAAGGACAAUUAAAUGAACAAGCAUUUACUUUCAAAGGGUGUAACAGAUCAACAGAAGCAUGUCUAUUGUCACUUUUCCAGAGAAGAUUCGACAUUAUAUCGCUUGUCAUUGUUUCCAGUAUAUUCCUUAAGUGUGAUGUAUAAAUAUCCUUGCAUAAGUUGUUUUGUAUUAGAUGAAUCACGACCUUAGAAGAGCCGUACCUAGAACUGCGUCAUAAGAAGUCAGUUGAAUCAUUUAUGUAAUUGUAUAAGCACUUCUGUGAUUACUGCCGAACGAUUCCUUAAUUUCUGUGAGGGUUCAAUUAAAAGUGAAUCUUGUCAUC